AUGUCCUCGGACGCAUUCGGUGGCGCGUCGUCGAUCGACUGCGCCUCCAUCGUCGAGAAACUCAUGCAGAAGGAUCGUGACCUCGAGAUAGCAGCGAAAAUUGGCCAGUCACUCCUCGAACAGAACAAAGAUCUGCAGCAGAGAACCGAAUUCCUCGAAGAGAGCCUGGCAAAGAGUUCCGAGGAAAUGGUACAAAUGAAACAUGAGCUCGAUAGGAAGGCUGAGUUGCUCCGAGUUUACUGCCAUUACGAUGACGACGGCUUUACCCGAGAAACGAUUGAUGAUUCUCUCAAAAAACGCUUGGAGAAGACACGAUUGGAAAACCUUCAACUAAAACAAGAUGUGUUUUCGAUAAAGAAGGAGAUGGAGGCGCAAAUAGAUCGGGAUCGAAAAAGAUACGAAGAUGUUUCACGUCAAUUCGAACAGGCCCAACAUCAGAUUGCCUCCUUACACGCACAAGUCAUCGAAAGAGGCGAAGAUUACGCAGCUCAGUCGUUGGUGGUGGAGAAGUUGCUUCGUGAGAUCUCGUUGAAAUGCUGUCGUGAACGGGAGCUGACAGCUGAGAACGUAGACUUGAGCCGCCAAGUCGACGAGGCGCUCCAACGUCAGACUGAGCUGAGCAUGCAAAUGAAAGAGCUCCAAGAACGAUAUGCUGAGUUGAGGAGUAUGUUCUGUGAUGCUGAGGAGGAACUGUCCCGAUUUCGCUCAGCACCUCCGCUUAGGACUGGUUCUGUGGAUUCAUUGUACGAUUCGCUAGCUUCUGAACUUGAGAACAGUGACAGCGGUUUUUCAAGCACACCUGCUGCUAGUGCAAGAGCUGGUGAAGCUCUGAACCUACGACUUGAACUGCAAAGAGUGACAGAGGCGAAAAUCAAGCCAUCACCGUCAAAAGAAGAGGUUGACGUUCCAUCGAGCGUAUUAGCCGAAGUGGUUCGUAAAAAGAUCUCUAUUGAACCAAUUGCACCACCGCAAACUCCACAAAGUGAUGCGGCGGUCACUCCAACAGAAACCGCUCCCACUCCCACGAAAAAAGCAGGACUCGUCCGAAAACUCACAUGCGAUGUGAGCACUUCUUGUACGGAACUGGCUGGUCCCUCUCUCUCUCCUCUUGCAACUUCCACUCCUGGAAAAUCAACUACUACUGAGGGACUUCUACAGCUGUCCGAGCCUCGAUCGACCUCCUCAACCCCGGGCACUCCACCAUCAUCACUGUUCCAUCCGCGAUUCCGUGGUUCACUACGCCUACCGUUACAUUCACAAACGACUGCGGCGCUGAGCAAAUGCCCCUCGGACGAUUCACUGGAGGACUACGUAGCUCCAAAAAUGGGCGAACCGGGUGUGCCUGGCACCCGUGAUCUCAACUUCUCUCUCAGGAUGCUCAAGGCUCGUAGGAAGACGAUUUCACCGUCUGUACCUGCACGUCAACCAUUGCUGGACAGCCUUGUACACCAGCAGCUGCUUCGGUGGCGACGGCGGCUUCUUCUAGACCGUCAGUCGACAAAAAUUUCGAAAUCAAGGGAAGAGCCAUGGAUCGACUAUAGCGUUGUCCUCGGACAGGAUCAUCAGAGGAUGGUUCGAUCUUACCGCGGAGCAGUAACGGUUGGUCUCGGUGCUUUGAAACUAUCGGAACAGUCAGGAGUUCUAUCUAGAGCUGAGAUCAACACGCCUACUUGUUCUCCACAACGAAUCUCCGAUAACAUGCUCUCUGGUGGUUUGCGAUCUUUGACUCCUUCGCUAUCCGGCACAGUUGGAGACGCAUUUUCCGGAAAAGGGAUCCUUGUGCGUCGAUUUUAA
Messenger RNA from Necator americanus (New World hookworm), 1794 nucleotides. RefSeq lists its product as uncharacterized. Bases 1 to 1794 code for a protein of 597 amino acids. The transcript has 15 exons. Gene Ontology annotation, cellular component: mitochondrion; cytoplasmic vesicle. Gene Ontology annotation, biological process: protein targeting; vesicle transport along microtubule; mitochondrion distribution. The record is from RefSeq and is a predicted model, not a curated record. Lineage: Eukaryota; Metazoa; Nematoda; Chromadorea; Rhabditida; Ancylostomatidae. Gene Ontology annotation, molecular function: myosin binding.